AUGACGGCAAAAACACCUUUUCAUGAGGCCUUUAAGCAAGAUAUUACAUUGUCGAAGCAGCAUUACACCAAAGAGGAAUUUAAAAUGAUAACAGGUCCACACUGUCUAAGCAGAUUUUCAAACUGUGAAAACAUUAAUGAUUUAAUAUCUAACUGGCUAAUUAUAAGGACAACUAUGGUGGACUUUCUUUCUAUGAAAAGCGCUAGUAUUUUAUAUAAGAGGGUAUAUAAAUUUCAAUUAAAAAACCUACGCGCCCCAACAGAAAAUGAAAUUUACAAUAUCAUUCGCAAUGAUGAAAAAAUUAAAAAAUUUACAAAGGACAUUAGAAGCGAAUGGAAUGAGAUGAAUUUAGCUCCAGAAGCCAGUUUCAUCGAUAGAUGCGAAUAUGAACAAAUUUUUCAUCAAUUAAAUCAGAUUGCUGAAAAUGCGACGUAUAUUACUCCCAAUGUUAUCGAAGAGUAA
This is a messenger RNA of Leptopilina heterotoma, 462 nucleotides long. RefSeq lists its product as uncharacterized. NCBI's taxonomy places the organism in Eukaryota, Metazoa, Arthropoda, Insecta, Hymenoptera, Figitidae. The record is from RefSeq and is a predicted model, not a curated record. Bases 1 to 462 code for a protein of 153 amino acids. The transcript is spliced from 4 exons.